Molecule: messenger RNA, 1230 nt
Organism: Nerophis lumbriciformis (worm pipefish)
Lineage: Eukaryota; Metazoa; Chordata; Actinopteri; Syngnathiformes; Syngnathidae
Source: RefSeq, a predicted model, not a curated record
AUGGCUAACACGAUGCAAGAUUCGGUGGAACUUCACGGAGACGAAGAAAUAAUUGAAGUUAUCGAGCUUAACGAGACCGAAAACCAUCCAGAUAACUUGGCAGACAAUUUGGAGGACAUUGACUUCAAAGAGGCAAGCGAUUCAAAUGACGAUUCAUAUGAGGUUGAAAUGGAAACGGGGUACGAGCGGGAUGAUAGCGAGCUAACCUUCUCCAAACACACCGGCUCUGUGUUCUGUGUGAGCUUGGAUCCAGUCACCAACAACUUGGCAGUGACGGGAGGAAAAGAUGAUAAGGCGUAUGUGUGGGCGGUGAGCGAUGGUGAAGUUGUCUUGGAGUGCACAGGUCACAAAGACUCCGUCACGUGUGCUGGGUUCAGCCACGACUCCUCGCUUGUGGCUUCAGGUGACAUGAGUGGCCUGAUUAAAGUCUGGAAAGUGGAGACGAAAGAAGAGAUCUGGUCUUUCGAAGUUGGUGAUCUGUGGUGGUUGGAAUGGCACCCAUUUGCUCCAGUGCUCCUGGCAGGAACAGAUGACGGUAACAUGUGGAUGUGGAAGAUCCCCAGUGGAGAUUGUAAAACCUUUCCGGGUUCCGGAUCCCGGGCCACCACUGGCAAAGUCUUUCCUGAUGGUAAACGCGCUGUUGUGGGUUAUGAAGAUGGAACUGUGCGCUUGUGGGACUUGAAGCAGGGCAACAGCAUACACGUCAUUAAAGGUCAGGAUGGACAUCAGGGGGCGCUGACAUGUCUUGCAUGCAGUAAAGACGGCGCUUUGGUACUAACGGGCUCGCUGGAUGGUUGUGCUAAGCUCAUCAAUACUGCUACAGGCAAGGUCGUGGGCAUGUUCUCUUUGAACGGGGGCAAAGCGGAAGAUUCUAAGGAUGAGGAGGACUCCAACGCAGUAGAAUCGGUGGGAUUCUGCAAUGUCCUCCCGCUCUUCGCUGUGGGUUACUUGGAUGGUACUUUGGCCAUCUAUGAUAUUUCCACGCAGGUCCUGCGACACAGCUGCAGGCAUGAGGGUGGCGUUGUCUGCCUGAAGUGGAACGAGUCUUCUUCGCUGGUGUCCACCUGCAGUUUAGACGGAGCGCUACGCCAAUGGGACGCUCGCACAGGCAACAUGGUGUCAGAGUUUCGCGGUCACACUUCGCAGAUCUUAGAUUUCACAAUGAACAGGGAAGCAACGGUAGCAGUCACUGCCUCCGAUGACAAACGAGCCAAAGUCUUCUUCCUCUAA